This is a messenger RNA of Sporothrix brasiliensis 5110, 480 nucleotides long. RefSeq lists its product as uncharacterized. The transcript has 3 exons. The record is from RefSeq and is a predicted model, not a curated record. Bases 1 to 480 code for a protein of 159 amino acids. Gene Ontology annotation, cellular component: P-body; U6 snRNP; spliceosomal tri-snRNP complex. Gene Ontology annotation, molecular function: U6 snRNA binding. Lineage: Eukaryota; Fungi; Ascomycota; Sordariomycetes; Ophiostomatales; Ophiostomataceae. Gene Ontology annotation, biological process: nuclear-transcribed mRNA catabolic process; P-body assembly; spliceosomal snRNP assembly.
AUGGUAUGCGCGUCGUCCCCUCUCCUUAUUUGCGCAUCCUUGCUGACCAUCUCACCACAGCUACCCCUCGGCCUCCUCAGCGCCGCACAGGGUCAUCCGAUGCUAGUCGAGCUCAAGAACGGCGAGACCCUCAACGGCCACCUUGUGCAGUGCGACACGUGGAUGAACCUCACCCUCAAGGAGGUUUUGCAGACGAACGCCGACGGCGACAGCUUUAUGCGCAUACCCGAAGUCUACGUAAAAGGCAACAAUAUCAAGUACCUCCGCGUCCCCGACGAGAUUAUCGACACCGUUAAAGAACAGCAGCAGCAGCAACAACAACAACACCAGCAUCACUACCAGUCGAACUUCCGUGGCGGCAGCCGCGGCGGCAACAACAACGGUGGCCAUCCGCGCGGCGACGGCCAGGGCGGACGCGGCCGGGGCGACCGCGGUCGCGGCGGUUCACGGGGAGGCCGCGGCCGGGGCCGUGGUGACUAG